Molecule: messenger RNA, 669 nt
Organism: Pyricularia pennisetigena
Lineage: Eukaryota; Fungi; Ascomycota; Sordariomycetes; Magnaporthales; Pyriculariaceae
Exons: 2
Coding region: 1-669 (222 amino acids)
Source: RefSeq, a predicted model, not a curated record
AUGCGCUUCUCCAUCCUCACCGCCGCCGCCGCCGCCUCCGUCACGGGCGUCCUGGCCGCUCCCCAGAUCUACUUGAACGCGACCAGGGCCGACAACGUCACUACCACCGCCCCCUCCACUGCCCGGGUUGCCGUCGCCGCCGCCGCCGCAGCCCCCGCGGUGCCGCGCGUCGACCAGGCCGUGAAGAUGGUGACGGCGCUCAAGGCCGACGUGGAAGGUGACCUCGCCGACAUGAAGAAGACGGGCGACGUCGCGAGGAUGAAGAGCAAGAUCAACACCGUCACCUCAAAGGUGGACAGGGUCUCGUCGACGGUCGCGGCCGCCAUGAACGACGUCAAGCUCGACCGCCUGUCCGAGGCCGACAGGUCGGCCGUGUUUGGCAUGUUUCAGCAGGCCAAGACGCUCGCGAGCGAGGUCGAGCAUAGCGUGGGCUCCAUCGGCUCUGACGACCGCGCCGUGCUCCAAUCCGAGCUGCAGCUUUUGCGCGUCGACCUGGGCUCCCUCCUGCAGCCUCUUUUGGACGUCAUCCUGGACCUCCUCGGUAGCCUUCUCGGCGACGGCUCUGGAGAGGAGGACCCCAACGGCAAGCCCAGCGGCGGCAAGGGUGGUCUGCUGGGUGGCCUCCUUGGUGGUCUGCUGGGCGGUCUUGGUCUCGACGAGAUCCUGUAA